GUUCUCUAAGAUUGGGUAUCUACUCUUCGGCAGUGUGUCGACGUUUCUCAGAGACGGCGACAUGUGCCUCAAGCAUUUUAUCGUCCAGUUGCUGUGAAACAACUCAACUUCAGCCUAUAACCGACGUCGCUUUUGCGACGGACGGUAUGGACCCUACAGUAAAUAGAAUCCCGCCUAAAUAUUUAUUUAGGCCGCUAUGGCUCUUAAGAUGAGAGGAUUCAUACUUCUAUUGUUUUUCAUAUUCAGCACCAGUAAAGGGGACGAUGACGUAGAAUUCUUCGACGUGCUCUCCGUGGUCGGAGAUGAGCUGCCAGAGGGCGUAACGCGUGUGGCAGGACGUUGUCAGUCGACCGCCACCAGGCCUGAAGAAUACUCAGCGUUCCGACUAAAUGAGAACGCGACUUUACACCAACUGGCUGCUGGGAUGUUCUACAACACAUUUCCUGAAGACUUCUCUAUUAUAGCCACUGUACGACUGCCAGGCACGGAUCAAAAUCCACUGUUCGUGCUGUACUCGGACGCGGGAGACGAACAACUGCAGCUUGUGGUGGGCGAACUAGUGGAGUUGUACUACGAGGAUACUCGCGGCGACCCGCCCGACCACGAACUGCUCACCUAUCGGGUCAAUAUCGCUGAUGGCAAGUGGCAUCGAAUUGGUCUAAGCAUAAAAGGCGAUUCAGCAACUUUGUUAGUGGAUUGCGAGAUAAGAGAAUCACUUCCACUGGACCGAAAGCCGGGCAGCACCUUUAAUCUAGCUGGGGCACUCGUCGUUGGCACACAGGUUACACCGGACCAAUAUUAUGAGGGUGAUAUCGAGCUCUUACAAUUUGCAAACAAACCAGAUGUAGCUUAUGACCUCUGUGUUGCCAUAGCACCAGAUUGUGAUGGCUAUGGAUCACAGUAUGCCGGAGUAGCAUCUACAGGCAAUGUAAACAGAUUCGGCAACAUUAACACUAAUGGAGGUUAUACAUACACCCCAACUCCUGAUUUGGACUUAGUACGACUACCAACUGAUGAGUACGAUGGAACUAUAUACGAACCAGUUGAAGAAAAUCGAUCAUUAGAUCUAAGGAAUGGAUCAAAUGAAUUGUGGUCGACAGCAACAAGGGAUCUUUCAACUUCAAAACCUUUUUGGCCAAUACCCGAUACUUAUGCACAAUAUGCAACAUCAACAGAUGCUGACGAAAACAGUAUCUUUGGAAGAUUUACUGAUGUUGAUGAUUUUAACUCUACACCAUUGAAUAACAUAGACUUCCCGACCGAUAUUGUAGCAGUAACUACACCAAGACCGAUACGACAGAAUAAUUAUAAUAAUUUCUUAACACAAAAUGCUACUCUCAUUACAACCGAAGCUUCGUACUCUGCAAUGACGACUACAGAAGAUUCAGACUGGCUCACUCAUCCACCAGAAGUAUACGAAGGUAAUUCAUCAAUUGUCUACUAUCCCACCGACAAUUACUAUGACUAUGGGGGGACAGGUGUGUACCUAGGACCCCGUGGUUAUCCUGGACCUCCUGGUCCUCAAGGACCGAGAGGUCCAAAAGGUGAACCUGGCAGGCCUGGAGCGGAAGGUCAGCAAGGGUUCACGGGACCACCGGGACACGUUUUUGUUGUACCACUGCAUCAAUCAAGUAAUGACAAAGGCCCAGACGGACAAGCAGAAGCACUUCGACAAAUGCUUACACAACACAUGACCGCAAUGAGGGGCGUUGACGGUCCUAUGGGACUCACUGGACCGCCCGGACCUGAAGGGGAUAUCGGUCCGGAAGGACCAAAGGGUGAACAAGGCGAACAGGGAGAACCGGGACCGCCUGGUGUAAGAGGACCACAAGGACCUCCCGGUCGUAUCGGAAGGCGAGGUCAUGCUGGAAGAGAUGGAGAAAGAGGAUCACCCGGUGCACCUGGGCCUAAAGGUGAACAAGGCUAUCCGGGGCUCGCGGGUAUUCCGGGAGACAAAGGGGAACACGGCAACCCGGGACAACAAGGUGAAACCGGUGCACCGGGUCAAGACGGCCCGCCGGGAGAUGACGGCCCACCGGGCCCACCUGGAUUAUCUGGAGAACUGGGACCUCGAGGUUUUAUGGGGCCGAGAGGUUUUCCUGGCUUGAUCGGCUACCCUGGCAUUCCUGGUAAUGAAGGGCCACAAGGAGCAAAGGGUACAUCCGGACAGCCAGGACCCCCUGGUAAUCCAGGACAACCGGGUUCAAUAGGACCACCAGGGUCCACGGGCCCACAGGGACCUAUUGGUGCACCUGGAAUACAGGGCCCGCAAGGGAAACCGGGAAUAUCAGGGCUUCCAGGUCCCGAAGGAUCUCCUGGAACACCGGGCAGCCCUGGACAACAAGGAUCUCCGGGUGAAUCAGGGCCUCAAGGUUUGCAGGGAAUGCUAGGAUUUCCAGGACCUCGAGGUCCUAAGGGUGAUGACGGACCCCGAGGAUUACAGGGAGAUAAAGGCGACAAAGGAAUACGAGGUCUUGAAGGUGAAAAAGGAGAAAUAGGUCCGAAAGGCGAAAGGGGACAACCAGGAGAACCUGGUGCUCCCGGUAUUGAAGGACCAGAAGGGCAAAAAGGGACGGAAGGACCUAGAGGUGAAACUGGAUCGAUUGGACCAGUUGGUGAAAAGGGAGCUACAGGACCACAAGGAUUAGCUGGGUAUCCCGGAACUCAGGGAGAUAAAGGAGACAAGGGUGCAUCGGGUAGGAGAGGCAGAAGGGGAGCAAAGGGAGUUGUGGGUAUGAUCGGUAUUCCAGGCGACAGAGGAGAAACUGGACCAAGAGGGUACAGAGGACCAAGAGGACGUCGGGGAUCAGACGGCCCACCAGGGUCUAAGGGUGAUACAGGACAGCCAGGGUCACCGGGACCUGCAGGCGAAAGAGGUCCACAAGGUCUUGAAGGUACUCGUGGCUUCCCAGGCGCUAUGGGACCUCCAGGUUCGGAUGGAAAAUCUGGAUUGCCGGGACCCCCAGGCGAACGUGGCCCAGUGGGUGACACUGGUAAACCAGGUUUGAUGGGCCCUCCCGGAGCGGUAGGACCUCAAGGACCAAAUGGGGAAAUGGGACCACCAGGUCCUCAAGGAGCGUCUGGCAUACCGGGGACACCGGGUGAUAUCGGUGCACCUGGUGAAAUGGGGAAAGAAGGUCCACCCGGAAUGCCGGGUCCUGAAGGAAAGCCCGGUCCAGUUGGUUCACCUGGUCCACCUGGACAUCAAGGAGAUCCUGGAUUGCCUGGGGCACCGGGAUCACUAGGUGCAAAAGGAGAUGUGGGUCCACCGGGACCUGCUGGUAUUAGGGGUGACAAGGGAGAGCAAGGCGAACCCGGCCGCGAAGGUCCGCAAGGCCCUAUGGGACGAGAAGGUCCCCGAGGUUCUCCUGGAUCGGGUGGACAAAAAGGAGAAAUUGGUGAACCAGGACCGAUUGGUCCCAUUGGACGUGAUGGAUUACCUGGCCCAAGAGGCCUGACGGGCGCGCCUGGCCCUGUGGGUCCGCCUGGAGAGGAUGGGGACAAGGGUGAGGCCGGUCCACCUGGCGAAAAAGGUUUUAAGGGCGCAAACGGAGAACCGGGACCUCAAGGAUCACCUGGCAUUCAAGGCUUACGAGGGGAGACGGGUCCUGUGGGAUUACCCGGAGAAAAGGGACAACAAGGCGAUCCGGGUUCACCCGGAACUAAUGGUGCGGAUGGAGCUAGAGGCCCUCAAGGUCCCCCUGGUCUAACAGGACCUCAAGGUGAAAAGGGACAAUCAGGAAUUAAAGGAGACAAGGGAGACAACGGGCCUAUCGGACCCACUGGUCCAGCGGGACUUACCGGUCCUCAGGGGCGACGAGGUGCGAAAGGAAUUCAAGGAGAGCCCGGACCUCAAGGAGCGGAAGGUCAACGAGGUGAAAUUGGUAACUCUGGUGCCCCCGGUCCACCAGGACCUCCAGGCCCUGAAGGAAAACAGGGACCAAGAGGUGCUGUUGGACCAAAGGGCGAAGAUGGGCCUCCAGGAUUACAGGGUGAACCAGGACCGAAGGGGCCAACCGGAUUAGAAGGACCUAAAGGGGACGCUGGCCCAGCAGGAUACCCUGGAGAAAAAGGAGAGCCAGGGCCACAGGGAAUCAAAGGGGAGCCGGGUGGUGAAGGUCCGGAAGGUAGCACAGGUCCACCCGGUGCCCCGGGACCAACUGGGCCAGUUGGGAAGCCUGGAGAUACAGGAUUACCUGGCAGCCCAGGAGCUGACGGACAGGCAGGUGUACAAGGGAGUCCAGGGAUUCCGGGAGAGAAGGGCGACAUGGGUCCGAAGGGAGCAGUAGGUGAACCGGGGCCUGUUGGACCACCAGGGCCGCCGGGAGUCGAAGGUCAACGAGGUAUCAGAGGAAUGCCCGGUGCAAAUGGUGAAGUAGGUGCACCCGGUGUAAUGGGGCCAGCAGGGCCUCCGGGAAAACCUGGUCCAUCUGGUGCGCCUGGUAUUAGAGGCGAUAAAGGAAAUAGAGGACCAAAAGGCCACACUGGUGAAACUGGAGCGAUGGGUGUGAAAGGGGAUCAGGGCGAACAAGGCGUUCAGGGACCUCCGGGUCCUAUGGGUCCACCAGGACCUAAAGGAGAUUUAGGACCAAUAGGUCCGCCGGGAGCUAAGGGUGACAUCGGACCUAUGGGCUUACCGGGCAGGGAAGGUCCUGUAGGUCCAAAGGGUCAAAGCGGCACGGAUGGUAGGCCGGGUCUUCCAGGGCCGGCGGGUCCACCGGGGCCACCGGGACCACCUGCACCCGCACCACAUCUACCACCAGAACUGUUCACGUCGUUCCGCCGACGCAGAAGUAUCGACAUCGAUUCAAUGGAAUCCACGACUGCUGACGAACUCGAAGAAGAUGAAGAUAUAGAAUGGGCGCAUGAAAUUAUGAGUGGUGUUGUUGCGGCGCGAACUGCUUUGGAAUCGGUUAAGCGGCCGUGGGGAACACAAUCUAAUCCAGCACUGUCAUGCAAAGAUCUACGCAGCACACAUACUAAUUUAACUGAUGGUUUUUACUGGAUUGAUGCAAGAGGCGGCGGCGGCAGCGGCCAUCCGAUACGAGUAUAUUGCAAGGACCACUACACUUGCGUAUAUCCUGAUAUCAUGAAUACAAACGAAAUUUAUACGACUUAUGAUUCAGCUCAGAAAUUCUCACAAAUUCAUAAUGGACAUCGACAUAGCUAA
Molecule: messenger RNA, 5170 nt
Organism: Papilio machaon (common yellow swallowtail)
Lineage: Eukaryota; Metazoa; Arthropoda; Insecta; Lepidoptera; Papilionidae
Product: collagen alpha-1(III) chain
Exons: 30
Coding region: 197-5170 (1657 amino acids)
Molecular function (GO): extracellular matrix structural constituent
Source: RefSeq, a predicted model, not a curated record